AUGGCAGACGCAGACUUCACCUUGGCGACCGUAACCGGCCCGAUCCGUUUGCUCGGGCGGGGCGCUUUUGGAGAAGUCUUCUUGGUUGGCACAGCGUCAUCACAGGCUGCUGCGCAGCAUGGGGCUUUCUUAGCCACGAAGCGUGUUCGCUUGAAGAUGUCAGAUGCCGGAUGGGGCAAGGCAAUGCUUGAAGCGGAACUUCUGUGGAGUAUGAGCAAGGAAAGCCCAUACAUUCUUCGUUGCUAUGAUUUCCGUAUGUUGCAAGAACCGGUUCCCAUGCUGGAGCUGUUGUUGGAGUUUGCCGCGCUAGGCGAUCUUUGCCGGCGGUUGCGGCAGUGUAGGGAGGCUGGCUCCGGCUGUCAAUUGCCUCAACCUGAGAUGCUGAGCUACACGCUGGAUGUUGCACAGGGUUUGGCCUUUUUGUGGCUUGGCAGAAUUGAGGGAGGUGGGUCCCAGGUUUUUUUUUUCCUAGGGUUGGCUCGGCUUGGGCUCUGGAGUUAG
Symbiodinium pilosum is the source of this 501-nucleotide messenger RNA. The record is from the annotation of a GenBank genome assembly. Lineage: Eukaryota; Dinophyceae; Suessiales; Symbiodiniaceae.